Funneliformis geosporum is the source of this 342-nucleotide messenger RNA. The record is from the annotation of a GenBank genome assembly. NCBI's taxonomy places the organism in Eukaryota, Fungi, Glomeromycota, Glomeromycetes, Glomerales, Glomeraceae.
AUGAUAUCAUGAGUAUUUGUUCUCGAUUUGAAGUAUUAGAAGACAAUAAUCGAAGUAUUCUUCAUAUAGGAUUUCAAAAUAUUGGUGGAUUUCAAAAUGUUAUAGGAGCUAUAAAUGGAACUCAUUUUAUUUUAACUGAGGCACCAAUACAAGAUCCAAUAGCAUACUUUACAAGGAAAAAAAGAUAUGCAAUUCAAUGUCAAGGAAUUGUUGAUUUUAAAGGAAUUUUUAUUAAUUAUGUAAUAGGAUGGCCUGGAUCGGUACAUGAUGUACGAGUUUAUAGCAAUUCAGAUUUUUAUCUUAAUAGAACAGAAUAUAUUCAAGAUGAAGAUUAUGUGCUAG